Messenger RNA from Culex pipiens pallens (northern house mosquito), 2725 nucleotides. RefSeq names its product golgin subfamily A member 1 (gene Golgin97). NCBI's taxonomy places the organism in Eukaryota, Metazoa, Arthropoda, Insecta, Diptera, Culicidae. The transcript is spliced from 8 exons. The record is from RefSeq and is a predicted model, not a curated record. Bases 624 to 2612 code for a protein of 662 amino acids. Gene Ontology annotation, cellular component: Golgi apparatus.
AAAGUGUCAUUGAUGAAAAUUCAUCACAGUUUGUUUCUUCGGAAACCUGCAUUACUUUGUAGCGUAUAAGUUUCUGCAACUUUUGCCCUUGCAGAACGGUCCGAAAUAGUCACUUUAGUAGUUUAAGCUUCCCCUAUGUUCUAGUCUAGUCCCGCCAAGCCGAUCCGGUUAGUGAUAAUAGUGAAAAUCCAGUGCCAUUUUCUUGAAAUUUUCUCUCGCCCUGUCACCUCCAUCCUUGAAUGAGUUAACAAAAAGUUCCUUCAUUUCUUCAUCAUUUUGCGACCGACCGAAGAAGAAAACUAAAACAAAUAUCAACACAGAAGGGGGUGGUCGAUUCGAGUGUGACUGAAACCAGUUGCAGCGCGCUUAUCGAAACAAACCAAUUAAUAAUGGGUCUAUUGUUUUGAGUAAAUUCCGUUCGCUCGAUAAUCACACAAAAAGUUCUGCCGCCACACGAAUUGCACAAGCAAGAGCCGAGAACACAGACUUUCUUCUGUUUUCGAUUGGGCAUUCGGUGCGCGAGGAGUUGAACAUGUUUUGCAACGCCGCCAGUGGCAACUUGGGGCUGGAUUGAGAAAGCUUGUAUUUCUUAUUCGAGGGAGGUCGCCGAGCGCUGAGCGACAAUGUUCGCCUCGUUGAAGAACAAGAUCAAGGAGGAGACGGGCAGCGACGUGAGCUCGAUGCCGUCGAGGAGUACGUCCCAGGGUGGGUUGACGGCUGCCCAGCGAUAUCAGCGGAGUAGACCGGAGUCGUUGAACAGCAUGGACGAGCUGAGCCUGCUGGAGCAGAAGGAAGCGGAACUGCACGCGACCCGGCUUCAGCUGCAGGAACUGAUCUCGCAGUACAACGAGCUGCGCGAUCAAACGCGUGCCAUGGAAGAUGAGAAGGUUAAGCUGGAAGAGGCUAACAAGCUGUUGGAGGAGUCGAUGAAGGUUGCCCAGGUGCAGAAGGACUUGAUACGUGAGGAGCACGACAAAAUUCAGAACCUGCAGCUGCAGGAGAUCUCGAAACUUAGGAGUAUGCUACUGUUCCGAGAACAGGAAGCUGUCGAUCGGAUCUCACACCAGAAGACGGCAGAGCAACAGGUUGAGACGCUGAAGCAGGAGCUAAGCCGACUUCGGGGGAUUGAGUCAAUGAUGGAGAAUUUUCAGGAUGAUCUCGCCAACCUGCGUCACUCGUCAACGAUCGAGCGGAACAACCUCCGGUCGACGCUGGCCGCCGCCGAAGAGGAGAACCGCCACCUCAAGAGCCGCAUCCAAGUUCUGGAGGAAAGCCGCGCCCUUCUCACCUCCGGCAGUACCGACGACCAGGUACAGUCCCUUCUCCAGGAGCGCAAAAUGCUCGAACAACGUCUCGAAGAAGCCCACCUGCACCUCUCCGACAUCAAGAGCAGCUGGAGCGGCCAGAACCUGGCCCUGGAAACCCAGGUCAACCGGCUGUCCCACCAGGUCGCCGAGGAAACCAAAGAAAAGUACCAAGCUCUCCGUCUUCGCGACGAGCUCGCCGAGCGUAGCAAGCAGCUAGAUUUCGAGCUCGAAAAGUCCCGCAACGAGGUCACCCAGCGGGACAACAAGAUAAAACUAAUGGGCGAAGAAAUUGACGAACUGAACUCGGCCCUUCGGGAGGCACGCGAGCAGCACGAGGAGGAAGUGACGUUCAUGAACAGCAAACUCGAACACCUGCAGGUGGAACUGAACAGCAUCAAAACCAACCUCACCGAAACGGAGAACCGGCUGCUGGACUCGCUCGAGGGCUCGGACCGCUCGCUAACCGCAUACAAGUCCCAGAUGCUGCAGCAGGACGAAAGCAUCAAGGAGCUUACGGGUCAGCUGGCAAUAGAAAACCAGGAAAAACUUACGAUCCUGAUGAAAAACGCGGAGAUAUCACAAAAGGAGGAGAUUCUGCGGCAGGAGCUUCGACAGGAGCGCGACGAGGCGCAGGAAUUGCACGAACGGGUCGGUUUGCUGCAGCGCGAGUUGGACAAAAGAUUAAACACCGUAAAUGAGCUUCGCAAGCAGAUCGACGAACUGAUGAGCACAAAUCUUGAGCAGAAUGCCAAGCUGGCUUCCCUAGAUAGUUUACACGUGGAAUUAGUUGAUAAGAAUAAGAUCAUAAAGAUUCUCAACCAGAGACUGGUGGACAUGAAGAAGACCCUUGCAGAAGAGAUCAACAACAAUAACAAUGGUACGCAGCCAACGAACCAUUCGGAUCGAAUCUUGGAACGUUCAAAUUCGAGGGAAAAGCAAGAAAUGGUUGGCAAUAAGCAGCAAAAUGGCUCCGCCAUUAGCCAUAAUGUCAGCAGCAUGACCACAAUAAAUCUGCACGCCAGUCACAAUGGAACGCAGAAAAGUUCACCCAACCCUGCUAGUGGUACGAUCGUAAUGGACGAAGUCAACUUUCGAUACUUGAAACAUGUGAUAAUAAAGUUUCUCACCAGUCGUGAGGUCGAAGCCAAACAUCUGAUCAAAGCGGUGUCGGCGCUGCUAAAGCUGAGCUUCGAAGAGGAGAAACUGCUGCAAGACACGCUAACGCGAAAGAUAAGCUGGUUCGGUAGCCGGCCUGGCCAACAACACUCCCAGAAUGCCCUCUCAACGAUACCACCAAACAGCUAAGUUAGCUGCCCCCUCCCUCCUCCGGGAAACAACACAUCACAUAUUACAACAACCGCUUAAGGCUUGAAAAAAACACACACAAAAAUGAAGUUAAAUAGCUGAACCGCAACUCU